CCAAGCGUUUCCGAGCUGGGUAGGAUACAAUCCGCUCCUUCGGAUCGAAAUGUUUCCUACAAAGAACGGCCGAUCCGUCUCGCCUGUCCCAUCACUAUCGUAACAGAGCAGCUCACACUGGUGCACUACGUUGUCGGUGAGAUUUCGGACGAAAAAAUGGUUUUUGCAGUGGAAAAAAGCGCACCGAUAAAUUAGUGAUCCGCUUAUUUUUCUAAAAGAUAAUUGCCAAAAUGAAGGAACGGUGUCGGGAACACCAUAUCAUUGUCACCAGUACAGGAAAUACCGUCGUAGUGAGGCAGUGUGCGACGGAAGUGUGAAUGUGUGUUGCCGAAACCGUCGCGCAUCUAGCAAGCAUUGUUGGGAAGAAACGAAGAAAAAAAAUCCCACAACAACAACAACAACAACAACGUAAUAGUGUCCUUUCCGUGUGCAUUUCGCAAACGCAAACGCGUCGGUCAGCGUAACGGUGUGCGAGACGACGACGAGGUGGUGAGCCUCUUUUUGCUCGAUUCACAGUGUGUGUUAGUGCGCGUGCGUGCGUGAGUGCGUACCUCUUGGCACCGUGUGUUCGCGCGCGCGUUCCCGUGUGUCCGUCGUUUUCCGGUGCUGCUGCGCCGUGCGUGUGUGGCGCCAUUCCGACGUGUGCGUGUGUGUGUGUGUGGUUUUGCGGUGUUUUUUUUGUUUUCUUGCGAAAGAUAACGCACAACACGACGACGGUAUAGGAGAAAAGUGUCCGCGAACGCGCGUAGAAAGGUAUGCGCGCGCGUUUUCCUGCUGGUAGUGUGUAGUGUGCCUGUGCUUUGUGGUUUGGUUUUGGCGUUGCUUUAUCGCCUCCCCCGUGGCGGCCCGUGGUUGUGUUUGUGGUGAGCUUGUGUGCACACACAAACACACAAACGUGUGUUGUGCUUUUCCGAAAAGGUAACGUGCGAAUGCACCUUUUUUUUCUUGUACCGCUCGGUACAACACGCUCAGCAGGCAAAGUUUGUGGAAAAACGGGCACAAGGAAAAGGAAUGAAAAUCAGUGAAAAUACCGUUCUCGAGUAAAGAAAAAAAAAAAAAAGGCAGAAGAAGCAAUAGUGCUCCCACUACUAUCCCAUUAUCCUUGGAUUUGUUACGAAUCUGAGUAUAAGAUUGUUGAGUGCUGAGGGGAGGUCAUGCUUUGGAUGUCUGCAAGCAAAAGCCAACCAUCUCGACAGUUUGGAAACACUGAAAUUUCCUUCAUAACGACCCUGGCCGUUCGACGGAACGUCCCCGCGGCAGAAAGAAACUUAGAGCGACAAAUUCCAAGUGGACUAUAGAAGAAAGAAAACAAACAAAAAUUUUACAUUAAAAGAUUUGCUAAACGCAACCGUAUAUAAACAAUUCAGUUUUGCCAUACACACACAAACACACCGCGGUACGACGUAUCGUGGUACGGUUGGAGCACUACCACCCUGCAGGCAGUGCCGACCGGACGUCAGCCAGCGUAGAAACUCUGCUUCUUCGCCUUCCAACAGAACGGCUCGUGAAUGAUGUCCGUGCAGCAGUACUGUCUACGGUGGAACAACCAUCAGCCGAACUUCAUCUCGGUCUUCUCGACGCUGCUGCACAAUGAGAGCCUGGUCGACGUUACGCUGGCCGCCGAGGGACGGCAGCUGCAGGCACACAAGGUUGUCCUGUCGGCGUGCAGUUCCUACUUUCAGUCCCUAUUCACCGCCAAUCCCUGCCAACAUCCGAUCGUGAUAUUAAAGGACGUGCAGUACAACGACCUUAAGACGAUGGUAGACUUCAUGUACUAUGGGGAGGUGAACGUGUCGACCGAACAGCUACCCCAGGUGCUCAAGACGGCCGAAAUGCUCAAAAUCAAAGGUCUGGCAGAGAUGCCGGACGCGUCCGCCGUGUGUAAGGCGGAUCUGAGCAAACUCGAUCCGUCCGAGCUGAUACAGGCGGCGAACGUUAUACCCGGUGCGACGGGCGAUGCGAUAUGGGGCAGUGCCGAAUCUCAGCAGCAAGCGCAACAGCAGCAGCAGCAGCAACAACAGCAGCAGCAGCAGCAACAACAGCAGCAGCAACAACAGCAGCAGCAACAACAGCAGGCACAACAUCAUCAGCAACAAACGCAACAGCAGCAGCAGUACCAACACCAGCAGCAGCAGCAGCAACAGCUACAUCAGCAAACCCAGCAGCUGAGACGAUCACCUUCCCCCACGACCAACAUGUCGCCUGCAGCGCGAAGAAAGCGGUUACGAAAGACGUCCACUGGGUCCGGUUCCAUAUCGACCGAUCGGCUCCAGCACCAGCAGCAACAACAGGCGGCUGUUGUCGCGGCUCAGCAGCAGGCCGCUGCCGUAGCAGCCGCAGCAGCAGCGGCAGCCGCUGCCCAGCAACAGCAGCAGCAGCAGCAGACGGAAGAACAGCACGGUGCGAGUGCGGACCCGAGCACACUGAACCUGGUGCCGCAUCUACACAUCCAGCAGCAGGUUGACAACAUAUCGUACGGUACGGCGACGGCGGGGCAUGGCGCGUUAGCGAUAGGCGCUGCAGCCGCUGUUGCCGCUGCUGCAGCAGCUGCCGCCGCCGGUAACAAUAUCCGCAUCAUCAAGGAAAGCCCCAGCUCCGACGUAGACCAGCAGCAGCACGAAUCGUCGCAGGAAAGCGUCGAUGAGACGGGACACCACAUGCCGAGCAUUAUCAAAACGGAAGACCUCAGUGGGGUCACGCAGACCAUACCGAUGGACAUUUCGACGACACCGACCGCCGUGAACAUAACGCAAUCGCAAUCACAACAUACCGGUGGGCAAUGGACGGUAAUCGAUACGAAUUAUUCGCGGUUUGGCCUUGCGCCGUGUCAGACGAAUUUAGGACUGCAGCAACAGCAGCAACAACAGCAGCAACAGCAGCAGCAACAACAGCAACAGCAUCAACAUCAGCAGCAGGUCCAGCAACAGCAGCAUCAUCAGCAAACGAAUCAGCAACAACAGCACCAGGGUGAUAGUCAAGGUUUAAGCAGUGCCGGCAAUGGUGCAAACAGUGCGGCCAACGGUGGUGCGCCGGGCAGUGGAACGGGCGGGACGGGCAGCGGAAACAAUGGUGGACUUGCGAACGCGUCCAACACCAACUCGAACGCCACGACGCCGCAACCGACGACACCGGUACAAAUCUAUCAGCAUCCGUUCUCGCCCCAGAUCAUAUCGGUCAACCCGAACAAUAUGGUUAACAGCUACCAAUCGUCGAACCUGUCCACACCGACGUCCCCCCAAACGGGCAGCGAUCAAGCGACGGGGCUUGUGUACAGUACGGGCACGCCGAAUCAAUCACCGCUCGGUGCGACGCCGACCGGUGCGUCUGGCGGUACGAAUGCCAGCGGGAAUGGCAACGGUGGAACGGGUACGGGCGGUGGCAACAAUGGUGGUACGGCCGGUGGUGGCAAUGGUGCAACGGCGGUCGGCGCUGGGGGCGGCGGUGGCGCUGGUGGAGCAGGCAACGGAGCAGCCGGUGGAGCGGCCGGAGCGGGUGCAGCCGGAACCGGCACCGGAACGGUGCAGCCGGUCAAGCGAAAACGGUCCGUCAAUCCGCAGGGUGAUGAAAACUUUCUGCGAGCGCUCGAAGCGGUCCGGUUCGGUGGUAUCGGUUUCUGCAAAGCCGCCCGCCUGUACGGGGUAAACAAUCGAACGCUGUGGUUAGAGUAUAAGAAGCGCGGUUACCCGAUCAGCCGGCCGAGCAUCAAGAAUCGCAUCAAGCUGGAACCGAACAUAUCACCACCGCCGACGGCCACCACUCCGCCCGGCGAUGAGAACGCCUCGAUGGAGCACUACGAUACGGCCCUUUCUUCCCCUGCGCUUAAUAUGUCCCUGCAGCAGCAGCAGCAGCAGCAACAGCAGCAGCAGCAACAGCAGCAGGUCCAGCAACAUCAAGCGAGCCAGCAGCAGCAGCAGCAGCAGCAAGUCACUGCGGCACAGCAAACCCAACACCAGCAGCAGCAAGCGCAGCAACAGCAGGGCAACGAUACGACGAAUGCUGCUGCAGCAGCGGCUGCCGCCGCCGUCGUGGCGGCCUCAUCCACCACCCCACUGAUGUGUCCCCCGCACGGUCAUCCGAUGGGUGUGAUGGGUUUCCUCGAUACGCGGCACGUCGACUUUACGACCACGGCCAGCCUGCAUCAGAUGACCCGCCAGCGGUAUCCGGAUACGGCUACGGUGAACAUGAAUACGGGCGCGGUGAACCUGCAGGGUCUCAACUUUAACUCCAUGUAAGGGGACGGGUGGCUUCGUGUUGUGACCGUGAGCAAUAAUGGGGUUGGUGAUGUUGGUGGCGGUGGUGGUGGUGACGCUGGUGGAGGUGAUUCUGGUGCCAUCCUAUCGCUCGGUGGCUGUCACACGACGGAGGUGACAGAAACCUGAGACCAACCACUCUGCCCCCUUUCAGUGCACGGUGCGCAGCAACUGAAGCCACAGGGAAUGUGUAAUUGCUAAGGCUGUAAGAGACUUUGAGUAUUGUACAUAGUGAGGAGGGUCCGCGUCCUACUGUCCUUGUUCUUUUCCGAUCGCUUCUGGCCGUGUUCCUAUGUAACGUGGAAAGUACGAUCAAUACGAUGAGAUCAUUGUAUUUCCGUGCAAGAAUAAGUUUCUUCUCAGCAAUUCUCUACUGUACGUUAUGUGCAUGUUUUUGUAGCCAUAUUUGCACCUUUCGUUUUGUUUCGUUCCAAAAUGGAGCAUAUACAAUUUCCCUUUUACUGAUGGGAUAUUUUCCAUCUGGACGUAAUAGCUCCGUGUUCAAUUUAGUUCCUAAUCGUGACGAAUCUUUCCCCGGUGCUCGAAGAGCGCUCUGCGUUGUGCUAUAUGGCAGUUGUACAGGAUACCUAUGACAAAGCCCAAAAAAAUUCCAGAAUCGUUCGAAUAGAUCAAAACUGUCCCCUUUCCCCCCGUUCGCAUGUGUGUAUCUGUGUAUGUAUUUUUCUUUAAAGGAGUUUAAAAUCUUCUUAGACACCCAACUUGGGCGACAUGGGAUUCUUAACUCUCCUCGAACCCUCCACGGGCUUACUUCGCGGUAUUACUUCAUGGGAGGGGCAGCGCUGUGGCACUCAGUGCGCAUUUACUGUCUUUCUGUCUGAAACGUGCUAGCAACUAAACGCUUUUGCACGAACAACACUGAAGUUCGCUCACGUACAGAAACAUUCACUUUACGCACAACACUUUACACGUAACACUUAUGCACGGCCAUUCUGCAGGUCCUCCCUCCACCUUUUCUGCAACUUCGUCAGUAUCAGACGCAACGUCGUUGAGGUGGCUUCCCACUGAUCACUACUUUGUAGCAUCAGCUGUACCAGGUUGAAGCGCGUCACCUCCAUACCACACAGGUUGUUCAGCUGUUGACGCUCUUCUCGGAAUCUUGGGCCACUGAACAUUACAUGUUUCGCCGUCUCCAGUUCCGAAGGGCACGCAGGAUAUGUGAAAAGGACCAUUGCUGUUGCCCUUGUAGCUCUUCUGUCCACUCCAGUGAGAGGUUCCCCCGUACCAUGCCCGCAAUCACACACACACUGCUUCGUAGGAUAUAGUGCAACACGCAUGACCAAGCGACUGGGCACCCUUCUAACGGCGUUUUGGUGCUGCUUUUCAUUGAGUAUAUGCGCCCAAACUGGAGCAGCGUAUCUCAACACUGAUACCGCUACGUCGGCAUGAAGACGAUGGACAGUGCAAGUCGGGGUCCCCCUAUAUUUGGCGUGAAUGCCGCCAGUGCGUUUGAGGUUUUGCGUAGCCUUCUUGCAGACCUCCUCUAGGUGCUCCUUAAACUUUAGUCGGUCGUCGAUAAUGACUGCAAGGUACUUCAGGCUCCUGGUGGACUCAAUGUGUUCGGCACCUCCUUGGCUGCUGAUGAGUAUGAACUCCGUUUUCGCGUGUGCAAUAAUAACAAACUUCGCUGAUUUCAUCCAUUCGUCAAUACUACCAUCCUUGGCUAUCAUUUCGAUAUCCGCAAUAGACUCGCCUGUGACUGUCAGGGCGAUUUUGUCAGCGUAGCCGGUAAGCUGGGCUCCUGGAGGAAGUGGCAGGGUUAAUACCUCGUUGUACAUAAUGCUCCACUGAGUGGGACCACGUACUGAUCCCUGUAGGACACCUGCUCUUCAUCUUAAUUCCAUCCUCCGUGUCGUAUUGCGGCUUGCGUCCUUCAAGGUAGCUCCUCAGCACAGCUCCUCAUGGGCAGCGCUCGAUAGGUUCAUGGGUUUUUGCUUUGUCCAUUGUCAUUUUGAACGCAAACCACCCCUAUGGCUUCUGAGCUUCUGCUGCACAUAGUUGGAGAAAGUGUCGCCGAGUGCUCACCUUUCUUUCAAAGAGAGAUUUCUUCUUCAAAAGAGAGAUUUCUCUUUUCAAGUCGGAUCGGACUGCUCGGGCAUCUCUCAGGCUCUACUUUUCUGCGGGCUGUCAUGUAAUCUGAUCAGCUUUGCAAUCGACGAAUUCUACCAGUAAACUGGAGCACGGGUACGCCGGGGUGGUUUCCUUUGGGACAGGGCAGCUACCAGGACUAGAGCAUUCCCCACAACCGCCAAAUGUAAACGCCUCCUUAAACAUUUCUUCGUUAAACAUUUGGCUUGAAAGCCUGAGCAACAGCGUUAGCGUCCUCACGGUCGACUAGCUUCCCGAGUUACCUGGCCAAUCCGGUGGGCCUUUGUUUUACUGAUGGAGUAGGUUGAAGAGGCCACGCCAACGAUGAAACCUGGGUCAAAAUGGCCUCUCUGGGUUGAAUCGCGGCCAGCAGUACAUGACAUCUGUUAUACCGCCUGGUCUGGGUCCGGGCUCGCUUGUACGUCGUCUUCACCCUGAGGGGGGUUUCCACAACUCAAAUAAUAGGUUCCCCCCGUACGUGCCUUCCAGAAGCUCUUCGAGAAGGCAGCUUGGUACGAAAUAGUACGGUAGGCACUAGCAACAUGCGAGGCCAAUCGUCAAUACAGCUUACGAACAGCUCGUUUAAACUGCUUCUCUGACUUAGCUUGGAGGCGCCUUGUGCUGCGGCUGGGCCCACAUAUGUUUGUGUGGGAUGAAUGACUUCAAUCCGUUUGCGGUCUGCAUAGUCUUAAUGUAUGAUCAUCUUCUAGAUGAUAGAUGACCAAGAACUGAUUCCUGUGGAACUCCAUGGAAUGCUGUAAUGUUGGUCGUUUUAACCCCCGACGUCCGUUUCAUACUGCAGCAUGCGGCCCAGGAGUAGGUAACUCCUCAGUACCCUGCACAAAUACAGGGGAAAGCCUUCACGCUCUCCAACGCAUCUGCCAUCGACCAUCCGUUCCGGGUCGAUCAGGGAUCUUAAGUAUCCUGUCGACUGUAAUCGGUUCAGAUACGAUAUUUGGAACACUGGAGAUGUGAAGCUCAGCACCGAUGGUGGGUUGUGUGUCGGGAACAGUUGUUUGAUAAGACACUGAAGCUUAACGGUUCAUACAACGCUCGACAGGUUCAAGGGGGGGGGGGGUUUCCUUUUUCUCUCGAGGAAGUACUUCCUUUGAUUGGCUUGUAUUUCCCACUUCAGAUUCGAGCUGGUCGCAACUCAAAGGCAGCUUUCAAAUGUUGCUUGGUUGUCGGACGCAGUACAACGCAGUAGUACGUGUACUGUUCUUAGCCUCCUGAUGACAACGUCAGCCCUCUCCCCUGUACAACUACCUGCCUGGCAAUACGACCUCUCUCCUACUUGGUAGCCAUUUGCCGUGUCGAGUGCUGUUUAAAUCUGACCGUUGGUCUCUGACCUGGCGUGAUGGUCUUCAUCAUCUGCGUAAGUCAAUCCUCCUUUCUAGUGGGUAUCUCCUGGGCAGAAUUCUUCUCCUUUUGGCUGCCACACGGCACGCUCUUCUCUCUCGGCUUCUUCCAUGUGUAUAUGUGUGUAUGAGUGUGCGUGUACGUGUGUGCAUGUAUGUUUGUGCGUGUUUCUUGUACGUUGUAUGUGUGUAAGGCAAGUGAUCACUUACGUGUAAAAUAUUAUUUAUGUUUGUCAUUCUAAACGGGGGCUAGAACCGAGAGACUUGAUUCGAAUGGGUGGGAAACGCUUAACCGGACAGAUGAGCCCGGUAUAAAGCGUGUGAGAGUGUAUAGUCGCGAGUGAAAAAUAUCGUGUUUCCAAACAAAACAUCAUGAUGUAUUUAAGCAUUAAAGAAGUCAAGUGUAAACAUUUUCAAAAUCCAGCUCCACAGCUCCGAGGAUGCUGAAGGAAGCAAAAUAAACAAAAAAAACUUAAGCAAAAGGAUAGAUGUAAUAUUAGUGGUAGUAAUAGUAGUAAGUAGUGAUUACAAUGAACAUAAUGGAGUAGCGAAUAGAGAUGAAAAGAAAAAGGGCAAGGCAGGCAAGCAAAUGAAAACCCAAGCUGAUGCAGAUAAAAAAAAGGCUCUGGAAAGCGGAAAAACGAGCGAAAGUGUCGAACAAGGCGAAAGGAAUGAAAGCAGUCAAGAAGAAGAAGAAGCAGAAAAUAAAACGAAAACCCGUUGUAUAGUAAAAUAAAUCCAAAUCCAAAUGGGAGAAAUAGUAUUUUUGUUAACUCUUUUUUAGCCAGUUUAUACGUGUAUAUUUGUGAGGUGUUUGAUAAAGUGUGAACCCCAGUUCAUACGCCUCACCAAUAAAGUCAGUCUUGCUAAAUUAAGAGUUAAGGGUAAGAUCGAGUGAAAACGAUCAAACGAAAGCAAACACACACACACACACACACACAAAAUCAUAACGGUCAUUGCUGGGCGUGAGUUUAUGGACAAGUAGUCAACUAAUCAUGCACACCUACAAUAGUAAAACACGAGCAAGAAGACACAUAUUCACACAAUCGAUAAUGCUAGCGGGCAGACAGAAGAAAUGAUACACAGACACACACAAAACUGAAGUGGAAAAAGGAAAAACGGGAAAACACAAGAAAACAAACAGGUGAAAACAAAUAUCAUUCAAAAGCAUUUUGUGACGAAACAAAAAGACAUUUACAGUGGCAUACAGUCGGGGCGGACUUUGAGCAACACACACAAACAAAAUGGCAAGAGCUGUGUAAGUAAGAUAAGACAAGAAUGCAAAAAACUGAGAGAAAACGUUUGUAUAAAUCAAUAGACCACUGGUAAGUUUAUUGUAAUAUAUAAGUGAAAUACACGUACACAGUCAAACAAACAAAACGGGAGUAGUUGAACGUGGGGAAACAAAAACAGGAAAUCAGCCCCGACUCUCCACGCUCCGGUGUGGUGGAAAGGUGCGCAUAGUCAAAGGGGAGGGGAUGUGGGAAAAAAAAAACAAUUUAAUCCUAAUUUAAAUUGAUUGGUGGUAAGAAGGUCCUGUGGAAAGAAGCAAUACCACACACACCACCACAAACAUACGCGAGAAGAGCAAACAAAAUGGUGUCGAGUCAAAGCAGUAAACUAAAGCAGUAAACAAAACAUGAGGCCAUUCUCCGUAUCAGUUUGUUUAAGAAACACAGUGUGUACACAAAACAAAAAGAUAAAAAAACGGAAAGCGAAAGUGAGAGAGAGAGAGUGGGAAAAGUAAUAAAACAAACACAAACAUACCAGAGAACAAUCCAUUAAGCAACAGCAAAAGCAGAACAAAAACGAGCAAAAUGAGGAAAAGGAAGAAAAUGAAGACGAAAAAAAAAACGGAACGACUACACAAGUACAGGACAGCAUGAAUCGCUAGAAGAGAAACAAACACACAACAUACACACGUUCUGUGAAGUAAAUAAGUAUUUACUUAUGUGAGUAAUUUAAAUAAAUUGAAGCAAACUGAAGUAUGUGUCUCUUUA
Messenger RNA from Anopheles stephensi (Asian malaria mosquito), 9714 nucleotides. RefSeq names its product putative mediator of RNA polymerase II transcription subunit 26. The record is from RefSeq and is a predicted model, not a curated record. Gene Ontology annotation, molecular function: DNA binding; protein binding. Gene Ontology annotation, biological process: regulation of transcription by RNA polymerase II. Gene Ontology annotation, cellular component: nucleus. Bases 1509 to 4232 code for a protein of 907 amino acids. The transcript has 6 exons. NCBI's taxonomy places the organism in Eukaryota, Metazoa, Arthropoda, Insecta, Diptera, Culicidae.